Molecule: messenger RNA, 363 nt
Organism: Pediculus humanus corporis (human body louse)
Lineage: Eukaryota; Metazoa; Arthropoda; Insecta; Psocodea; Pediculidae
Product: Plasmolipin, putative
Exons: 3
Coding region: 1-363 (120 amino acids)
Cellular component (GO): membrane
Source: RefSeq, a predicted model, not a curated record
AUGGCAGCAGCAUCUCCGGCAAGAUUAUCAGCAACAAGUUGGUUUCUUUUCGUCGUAGUUUCCUGUUUCAUAUCGACUCUUAUAUGGAUAUUCGUUUAUCUUUUAUCUAUUCGCGAAGCUCUUAAAUUACCAAUUAAUUGGACAUUGUCGGAACUUUUGAACACGAUAAUAAAAACUGUAUUUUACGUAACAGCUUUUAUAUCUCAAUUGUCUGCGUGGUCCCCCAUACAUCAUUCGGCAUGGCCGAGAGAUUCUAAUUUAACUGCGGGGAGUUUUGGAUUAUUCAACACGAUUGCUUAUGCUGCUGGAGUUUAUUAUUUAUAUCAAGAUUGGAAAUAUUCUCAAAGCAACAGUGGACCAUAA